AUGCAUACAGCCUAUGACAUCUAUGAUAUUUCUCAAAUAUAUUCACGAUUUAUUACACUAUUAAAUCGACUUAAAAAGAAAAUGUUAUUAAAUCAAAAAUCAAUUUUUCUGUAUUAUGGAUGGUUCUGCCUUGUUUCUAUUUUAACAGUAGAAUCAAAUGUAGUUCCUAGUAAUUUUACGUUGCCGCCAGAUUCACCUAACAAUUGUUUUGUUGGGCAAUUUAAACUUGAUUUUGAUGUGAAAUAUCCGGAAAAAAAUGGCUCAUACAGCACAGUUAAUUUCGUUCUUGAUAAUUCAACUUAUUCAAUAUAUAGGGGAAGUUGUGAUGAAGGAGGUGAUAAUACAACACAUAAAUUGCAAAUCUUUAUGAACAUGAAUCUCUGGCAUGUUGAAUUAUAUUUUCAUUUAAAUAAAAAUAUGGCAUCAUUAUACCAGACCAGUGUUUCCAUUAUCUUUGAUGAUGAAUUAUUUCCAAAUGCUGAUCCAAGUGUACUAGGAAAAACAUAUACGGCGACAAAAAAUGUCUCUUUAUUCUCAACGGAUCAAACUAAAUCUUAUCGUUGUAAUACUAGAACAACAGUUGCAUUUGAUAUGCAAAGAAAUGUCACAAUAACACUGGGUUUGCAAGAUGUUCAUAUACAAUCAUUUUAUGAUAGUUCAAAACCAUUUUCGGGUUAUGGUGUUGAGGAAGUUUGUGGAGGUGAUAAAAAUAAAAGUUCAAAUUUGGUGCCAAUUAUUGUCGGUAUUUGUUUGGCUGUACUCGUAGUUAUCGUGCUUAUUGCUUAUUUAAUUGGUAGACGAAAACAACGUGAUGGAUAUCAAUCUGUUUAA
This is a messenger RNA of Didymodactylos carnosus, 831 nucleotides long. The record is from the annotation of a GenBank genome assembly. Lineage: Eukaryota; Metazoa; Rotifera; Eurotatoria; Philodinida; Philodinidae.